Messenger RNA from Seriola dumerili (greater amberjack), 3742 nucleotides. It is a transcript of the gene edem1, whose product is annotated as ER degradation enhancing alpha-mannosidase like protein 1. Gene Ontology annotation, cellular component: endoplasmic reticulum; membrane. The record is from RefSeq and is a predicted model, not a curated record. Gene Ontology annotation, biological process: endoplasmic reticulum mannose trimming; carbohydrate metabolic process; mannose trimming involved in glycoprotein ERAD pathway. The transcript is spliced from 12 exons. Gene Ontology annotation, molecular function: calcium ion binding; mannosyl-oligosaccharide 1,2-alpha-mannosidase activity. Lineage: Eukaryota; Metazoa; Chordata; Actinopteri; Carangiformes; Carangidae. Bases 135 to 2051 code for a protein of 638 amino acids.
GCGUGUGAAGCGGAAUCACUACAACGUCUCUGUGCUUGUAGUUUAGCCAUAAACAGAGGAUUUCUCAUUCGUUCAUGUCCCCUGUUGGUGUGUGGACUUAAAAUUAUGCGUUGUAAGAUCGCACCGGGGCAAAGAUGCAAUGGAGGUCAAUAGUAGUUGGUCUAGUCGUACUGAGACUCUCUCUCAGCUGUGUAUUGUGGUUAGCCUUCGGACUGGGACCUAACGUUAGCUGGGGGUUCAACUUCCAUCUCAGUUUCAAUUUGCACAAAUUGGACUUGUUAUUCAGGGAGGAAAAGGGGACCGACCCGAGGGGUAACUCGUGGUCUCAGCGUAUACAGGGCCACAAAUAUGAAGAGACGGCGACCACCUGUGCAAAGGUUGGAGAGGAGUCAACCAAGAGAUCCUACCUGAGCUUCUUCGAUGGCAACAAGGACGAGUACGUCCGGAGGUACAGCUCCUUUCCCGACGCGCUGAAAGCGAAAAUGAAGGACAUGGCCAAAGAAAUGUUCUACUUCGGAUAUGACAACUACAUGAAAUAUGCCUUUCCUGAGGACGAGCUGAAUCCCAUUGAUUGUGAAGGGAGGGGACCAGACGUCCUAAACCCGUCAAACAUCAACAUAAAUGACGUCUUGGGGAACUACUCCCUUACACUGAUUGACACCUUAGACACUCUAUUGGUGCUUGGCAAUGUGACAGAGUUCCAGAGAGCCGUCAAGCUGGUUAUAGAUACUGUAUCUUUUGACAAGGAUUCAACUGUGCAAGUUUUUGAGGCAAACAUCAGGAUCUUGGGAAGCCUUAUCUCAUCUCACAUCCUGCUGACUGACCCAAAACAUCCGUUUGGCAAGGUGGGCCUUGAAGGUUACGAUAAUGAGCUGCUUCACUUGGCUCAUGACUUGGCUGUCCGUCUGCUGCCGGCCUUUGAGAACACCAGCACAGGCAUUCCUUACCCCAGGGUGAACCUGAAGACUGGGGUCCCGCCUGAUAGCAUCAAUGAGACUUGUACUGCAGGAGCUGGGUCCCUAUUGGUGGAGUUUGGGAUUUUGAGCCGCUUGAUUGGUGAUUCCACAUUUGAGUGGGUGGCCAGACGAGCUGUCAAAGCUCUGUGGAAGCUGAGAAGCAAUGAAACCGGUCUGUUAGGGAAUGUGGUUAAUAUCCAGACAGGCCAGUGGGUUGGAAAGCAGAGUGGUCUUGGAGCUGGCAUGGACUCUUUCUAUGAGUAUUUGCUCAAAUCAUACAUCCUUUUUGGCGAGAAAGAGGACUACAGGAUGUUUCAAGCUGCUUAUGAGAGCAUACAGAACCACCUGCGGAGAGGGAGAGAGUCCUGUAAUGAAGGAGAGGGUGACCCACCUCUCUAUGUUAAUGUGAACAUGUUCAGUGGUGAGAUCAUGAACACCUGGAUUGACUCUCUUCAGGCCUUCUUUCCUGGGCUGCAGGUGCUGAAUGGUGAUGUAGAUAAUGCCAUUUGCCUGCACGCCUUCUACUAUGCCAUCUGGAAGCGCUUUGGGGCUUUGCCAGAGAGAUACAACUGGCAGCUGCAGGCUCCUGAUGUGCUCUUCUACCCCUUAAGACCAGAGCUGGUGGAGUCAACCUAUCUGCUGUACCAGGCGACCAAAAAUCCUUUCUAUUUGCAUGUUGGAAUGGAUAUUCUUCAGAGCCUUGAGAAAAAUGCCAAAGUCAGAUGUGGGUACGCCACUCUCCACCAUGUUGUGGACAAAUCCAAAGAGGAUCGCAUGGAGAGCUUCUUCCUCAGUGAGACCUGCAAAUACCUUUACCUGCUGUUCGAUGAAGACAACCCACUUCACAAAUCGGACAACAAGUACAUCUUCACCACAGAGGGCCACGUCGUGCCUAUAGACAAGCGCUUCAGGGAGAAGCAGUGGAAUGACUUGUUUCCAUGUGAGGAGGGAGCGCUGGCAGAGAGGGAACCAAACACCCGGCCACCCCCGAGCAACAUCAGCAAUUGUAACAGGAUCCCAGAGGAGCGACGGUACACUCUGCCAUUAAAGAGUGUCUACAUGAGGCAGAUCGAUCAUAUGGUGGGACUCUUCUGAGUAAGAGGAUGCAUGUGGUGACACUGGCAUGAAGCAGCCUUCAGUACACCCCCGAGGUGCAGAUGCAGUGAGGUUAGAAGAGAUCCGCCGUUGGUAAAAAUCCUGGCCCCAUCGGUUCCACUGCUCAGGAUCCAGACAGUAAAGUGACACUAAAGGAAACCUGAGAAAGCAGUUUAAUUACUUGCUGUAUUAAUUAAAAGUGUCUGUGGGUGUUUUUUGCUCUUUGGUGCGCGAGCAGGUAGUCAACAAAGGCGAACAACUUUGCUGCUGGGAAACGAGGAGUCAUGCUUCACUACUUUUUGACUGGUGAUGAAUUGAGAUUGUGGAUUUAGAAUAACUGGUGUGUUUCUGCGAAGCAAAACGGUGUGUGUUCAGGUAUGAGUGUGUAUACAUUGUGUGUAUGUGUUGAAAUUACAGCUAAGCUGUGAAUCAUACUAUUGUGUUUAUGGGAACAGUGCCAUCUAGCCACACAUAUGUAAAAUGUAUAGCCUAUAAAAACUCACCUCUGAAACUUUUUUCUCUGAACAAGAUGAUGAGUGCCUCUUCCCAGUUGAUUCACUUGACUAGAUCAGUGCUUUUACAUAAGGGCUGCACAUUAACAGAUAAUAACAGGUGAUGACUUAUGCACACACUGUAAAACUCUGCUUCUUGCGUCUUCGUCUUCUUGUACCAUGUUUUAGAUGGUGCCUGUUGGAACUUAGUCUUUUGUAGGCCUGAGGCUGGUUUUCCAAAAUGUUGAAGCAGUUGUCAUGUCUCUCUCACUCUACAUAAUUCCUCUUUUUCCUGAACAGGAUUAACCAUUUUGCAGCUACUUUAGAACUUAGCUUCUGUCUUGCUUUUGUUUUGCACAUUUGUCAAGUAAAACUUAACAGGGAGUAACAGACGACAUGAACCCAAACUGCUUCCUGCAUGUUAGCUGUUAACACAAUUUCUGACAAUACAGAUGAGAACUGACAUGUUCAUCUCUCAGGCUUCUAGUUACUCGAUGUCUUACAAAAGGGCAAACAGAUGUGCCAUGACUAUGUUUGAGAGAAGGGUUCAUGAUGACUCUUGCUGUUUUAAAGUGCCUUCUAAUGGUCUUGGUCUUUGUGGAUGCUGUACAGUGCAUAUUAGGUGUGGUUCACAUUGUCAUUGAUUAUUUUUUUUAAGCCACUGUUGAUAUUGCACAAUAGGUGUCAUUCCAUGUGUAUGUACAGUUUUACACUGAUUAUGACAUAAAGCUCCUUUUUUUUUUUUUUUUUUUUGACAAAACAAGCCAUAAAAUGUAUUUUAAUGUUAAUAAGUGAAAACCUGUUUGUUUUCCAUCUUUUUUCUGUCAGAGACAUAUCUAGUACACAGACUCUUUUGCAUAGUUUCUGGUUUAUUCUUAGAGGUUGUCAUUUGCUGUUUCUCUUUCACAUAAUUGCACAUCAUAUCUAAUAAUUAUCAUGUGGUGAAAACUCAGGGUUUAAAGGACAAACAAAAAUCAAUGAAUGCUUUCGUAAAAAAAAAAAAAAAAAAAAAAAAAAUUAAACUUUCUUGAAAUGUUGUUGCCUACAAUGUCUUAGGAUAGCCUUAGGUAUUUAUAUUGCAAAUGUUACAACUUGUUUAUCUGAGGUUGAAGAACAACCGCACUGAACUGAAGUACAGUUGUACUGUGAAUAUUCAUUAAUGUCCCAAACGCAGAAAAGUAAAUCUCUCCUUAACUUUGA